CGGCGUACCGCCAUUUGGUUCAAGGUAGCAGCUUUGGAGCACCAUACCCAUUUUCACUUUUCAGUUUUCAGCAAUAGCAGAGACAGAAGAUUGAGCCAAAGCGAAAGAUGAUGGAAGUAGUAGUAGCCCCUGAAGCUUCCUUCUUCGUCUUCAUCCAUAAGGGUUUAAAUCGAAGAACAGCAGUACCAGAAGCUGCCGUUCGGAAUUUAUCCUUCAAGACACCAUCUUUUUACCAUGGAGUGGGAUGCAAUAGCGCUAAUGGAUACAUAGGAAGAACAUGUAGGAGCUCUCAACCUGUUCAUGCUUUGGUAUCAGAAGAUGUUGGGGUGUCAUCAUCUCGAAUUGGGGAUUUCCGGGUCAUUACUACAAGUACCGACGAUUCGACUGUGAUGAAGGUAAAUGUAGAGGUUUCAGGCACCAAAACGAGAGCCAUUUUCGAUGAUGUUUUCGACAGAAUGGUGGAAGCUGCACAGCCGAUUCCAGGCUUUCGUAGAGUGAAAGGAGGAAAAACACCAAAUAUUCCUAGAGACAUAUUGCUCGAAAUCCUUGGGGCUUCCAGAGUAUAUAAAGAAGUCAUUAAGAAGGUCAUAAACUCCGCCAUGGCAGAGUACGUUGACAAGGAAGGUUUAAAAGUGGGUAAAGAUCUGAGAGUUGAGCAAAGCUUUGAGGAUCUUGAAGAAGCUUUCAGUCCAGGGGAGAAGUUCAGCUUCGAUGCAGUUCUAAGACUUCAGUCUGGGGCCGAUUGAACAGACAUCUUAUUGGGAAGUGUAUGUGGUUUGUAUGCAUGGAGAACCAUACCAUUUUUGCCAUCUUAAUCUAGAAGCCAUUAAUGCUCCGUAUUGUUAUGCAGGCUUGUUGUAUUUUUUAGGUUAAAUACACUUGUAUAUCCAAAACUUUCACGGUUGUGCCAAUAAUAUCCAAAUUUCCUGAAAUACCACUUAUAUCCAAUUCCUUCACAUUCUUUAAAGGUGUUUUUGGAUAUACAAGUGUAUUUAACCAAAAAUAUAUUGGGAAAUGGAUUGAUUUGGCAAAGAACAACUUUAAAACAUGAAUAUAAGUGGUAUUUUGGGAAAUUUGGAUAUUAUUGGCACAACCGUGAAAGUUUUGGAUAUACAAAUGUAUUAAACCUAUUUUUUAUUAGGUGAAAUACCUUGUGAGCACCACCAAAGUAUGUGAAGUUAAAAAUCUAAUACCUCGACGAUAAAUAAAACUAUGUUCCACCACAUCAACCCUGCCACUAGCAUAAUAGAGGAUAGGGUGACGAUCCUCUUCCUGAAUUCCACUAGUAUUUAUAUACAAAUUUGGAACGUUGUAGAUGGUAAUACUAAUUCUUUUGUCUAGUAGAUUAACAAACCUAAUUAAGUAAUCUAAUAAUGAUUGGUAAUAGACAAAAUUGAAUUAU
Linum trigynum is the source of this 1402-nucleotide messenger RNA. The record is from the annotation of a GenBank genome assembly. Lineage: Eukaryota; Viridiplantae; Streptophyta; Magnoliopsida; Malpighiales; Linaceae.